CCAAAAAAAAAACCAAGCAAACGACUUUAAUACGACUAAGAAAACUUCAGACAAAACCGAGAAAAAAAUUGAAUUCAGUUGGUUCAAAAUCAUCCUAAAUUUGAUUUGAUUCUCUUUCAGAAACUUUCAUUUGGUUUCGAUUUGUGUCAAGUUGAUUUAGAGAUCAGUGGUUGUGAUUAGGGUUUAUAGCCAGUUUACGAUUUCAAUGGAAGACGAACCAGGGAGCGAAAGUGAAGGAGACACGAUAGUUGCAUCACCACUUGCUAAAUGGAGAAUCGAAUUCUCGAGAUCGUUUCAGAAUUACUUAGACAGAUCUGCUCCUAACAUUGUUCGAAGAUGGCUUGUGACUUUACUCGCUGCUGUGAUCUAUAUCUAUAGGGUUUACUAUGUUUAUGGAUACUUCGUCAUCUCUUAUGGUUUAGCUACUUAUAUCUUGAACCUCUUGAUUGGUUUCCUCUCUCCUAAGGUUGAUCCUGAGCUUGAAGCUUUGGAUCCUGAUUCUUUGCCUAGUGAUGUUUCUGAUGAGUAUAAGCCCUUUGUUCGUCGUCUUCCUGAGUUCAAGUUCUGGUAUGCGGCGACUAAGGCCUUUGUUGUUGCGUUUGUAAUGACUUUCUUCUCAUUCUUGGAUGUACCUGUGUUCUGGCCCAUCUUGUUGUGUUACUGGUUGGUUCUGUAUUCUCUGACUAUGAAACGCUUAAUCGUGCACAUGUGGAAGUAUAGAUACUUUCCUUUCGACGUUAGGAAGCCUGUAAAGCUGUUCAAGGUUCUUGCUGAUAGUGUCCUGACCUUUUUAAGAAUCAAGAGGGAUGAUGGUGGAAAUGAUGCGCCAAGUAGCAGCAGUUCAUCUCAGGGAAAUGAAAAACAGGAUUAGAUGUAAACCAUUGAUCAGGUACUGAUCUCUACGUGGUGAUAGACGAAAGGAUACAAACUAAGAAGAGAAGACUAUCAAGUGUACUAUCUAUACUCAUGUUGAUGGAAUAUGAAAAACAAAGUUCUUACAGCUUAACAGAACUAAGAAAUCUCUCUUAUAUUUACUCUUGCAAUAUUCUGAUUUUCCAUUGUAAUGUGUAACAACAAGUGUAUUUACAAAUUAUACGUACAUUUAAAUGAAUUUGGGAAUCACAUGACUGUA
Molecule: messenger RNA, 1132 nt
Organism: Camelina sativa (false flax)
Lineage: Eukaryota; Viridiplantae; Streptophyta; Magnoliopsida; Brassicales; Brassicaceae
Product: protein RER1D
Biological process (GO): retrograde vesicle-mediated transport, Golgi to endoplasmic reticulum; protein retention in ER lumen
Cellular component (GO): Golgi membrane
Source: RefSeq, a predicted model, not a curated record